AUGGCUGCCCUGGGCGAGGACUUGCUCACCACCGUCAACAAGCUGCAGGAUCUGGUCUUCAACACCAUCGGCAGCGACUCUCUAGAUCUGCCGCAGAUUGUCGUGGUCGGCUCGCAGUCGGCUGGCAAGUCGUCCGUCCUCGAAAACAUCGUCGGCCGAGACUUCCUGCCCAGAGGAAGCGGAAUUGUCACGCGACGACCCCUGAUCCUCCAGCUCAUCAACGUCCCCGAGGACGAUUCCACCCCGGAUCCGUCCCUCGAUCCCUACAGGUCCCCCGCUGCUGCCCGAAGGUCCGAAUGGGCCGAGUUCCAUCACAUCCCGAACCGACGCUUUACAGAUUUUUCCGAUGUCAAGCGCGAGAUCGAAAACGAGACGGCCCGAGUUGCUGGUAGCAACAAGGGCAUCAACAGGCAGCCCAUCAACCUCAAGAUUUACUCGCCCCACGUCUUGAACCUGACCUUGGUUGAUUUGCCUGGGCUGACCAAGGUCCCAAUCGGCGAUCAGCCCACCGACAUCGAAAAGCAGACAAGGAAUUUGAUCUCGGAAUACAUUGCGAAGCCCAACAGCCUCAUUCUUGCCGUAUCGCCCGCCAACGUAGACAUUGUCAAUUCAGAGGCAUUGAAGCUUGCCCGGCAUGUGGACGCUCUGGGAAGAAGAACCAUCGGUGUCCUCACCAAGCUCGACCUCAUGGAUCACGGCACGAAUGCGCUCGAUAUACUGUCGGGCCGUGUUUAUCCAUUGAAGCUUGGGUUCAUUGGCGUCGUCAACCGGUCGCAACAGGACAUCCAGGGCAACAAACCCAUGGAGGAGGCUCUGCAGGCCGAGAUGGACUUCUUCAAGCACCACCCGGCCUAUCGCAACAUAUCCACCCGAUGCGGCACCCAUUUCCUCGCCAAGACGCUCAACUCUACUCUCAUGUCGCACAUCCGAGAACGGUUGCCCGAUAUCAAGGCUCGCCUGAACACGCUCAUGGGCCAGACCCAGCAGGAGCUCGCUAGCUACGGCGACAUGCACUUCAGUGGCAAGGAGCAUCGUGGAUCUCUCAUCUUGCAGCAAAUGACGCGUUUCGCCACCUCCUUCAUCUCCUCCAUCGAUGGCACGUCGACAGAAAUCUCUACCAAGGAGCUGUGUGGCGGUGCGCGCAUCUAUUACAUUUUCAACUCGGUCUUUGGGAGCUCGCUGGAAUCCAUCGAUCCCACAUCAAACCUCUCGGCCCUGGAUAUCCGCACGGCGAUUCGAAACUCGACUGGUCCUCGACCAAGCUUGUUCGUCCCCGAAAUGGCCUUUGAUCUGCUGGUCAAGCCGCAGAUCAAGCUCUUGGAGAUUCCUAGCCAGCGCUGCGUGGAGCUCGUUUACGAGGAGCUCAUCAAGAUUUGCCACACCUGCGGGUCUACCGAGCUCUCGCGCUACCCCAGGCUUCAGGCGAAGCUUAUCGAGACGGUCUCGGACCUGCUGCGCGAGAGGCUGGGUCCUGCGUCAAGCUAUGUCGAGUCGCUCAUUUCGAUCCAACGGGCCUAUAUAAACACCAACCAUCCCAAUUUCCUCGGCGCAGCUGCCGCCAUGAGUAAUGUCGUCAGCGCAAAGCAGGAACGCGAGCGGAAACGGCUGAUACACGAGGAGCGCGAGCGUCGAGAGAAGCGUCGCCUCAAGGAGCUCAAUGCCGACGGUGCGGAGCAAACCAAAGACGGCGAAGCGGCCGCCGACAAGGAAAACAGCCGCAAGCAAACUUCCAAGCCUGGUCGCAGCUUGUCACCCGCCAUCCAGGAGACACCCCACGGCAGCCUGGCCCUCGCUGUCAACGGCAUCCGUUCAAAUUCUCCCUCACGCCUCAACGGCCAAGGCCUCGGAGGUGCCAGGGACACGUUCCUGAACUACUUCUUCGGUAAGGAUGGCAUCGCGCAGAAUGCCGCUUCGCCCGGGAGCCCGGCAAUGGCUGGUCGACACAUCAGCCAACCCUCUGAACUCAGCAUAUCGCAAUCCAUCCGUCGAGAGGACAAGAUGGCGCUACGGCCUGCCGCAACCUCGUCAGACGACUACGACCCCACGACGCGCAGUUACGGUUUGGCAUCUCAUCUUGGCGAGUCUAACGAACCCGCCAUGACCGACCGCGAAGCCAUGGAGACGGAGCUCAUCAGAGCUCUCAUCUCCUCGUACUUCAACAUUGUUCGGGAGUCCAUUGCCGACCAGGUACCCAAAGCCAUUAUGCAUCUUCUCGUGAACCAUUCCAAGGACGUCGUGCAGAACCGGCUAGUCAGUGAACUGUACAAAGAGAGCUUAUUUGAGGAAUUGCUGUACGAAGACGACGGCGUCAAGAAAGAGCGCCAGAAGUGCGAGAACCUCCUUCAGACGUACAGAGAAGCCGCCAAGAUCAUUGGCGAGGUUUUAUAG
Molecule: messenger RNA, 2388 nt
Organism: Ustilaginoidea virens
Lineage: Eukaryota; Fungi; Ascomycota; Sordariomycetes; Hypocreales; Clavicipitaceae
Exons: 4
Coding region: 1-2388 (795 amino acids)
Biological process (GO): mitochondrial fission; peroxisome fission
Cellular component (GO): membrane; peroxisome; cytoplasm
Molecular function (GO): GTPase activity; GTP binding; microtubule binding
Source: RefSeq, a predicted model, not a curated record